Molecule: messenger RNA, 2607 nt
Organism: Cladocopium goreaui
Lineage: Eukaryota; Dinophyceae; Suessiales; Symbiodiniaceae
Source: the annotation of a GenBank genome assembly
CGGGUGCCGAGACAAACGAUACCUUUUGUGCCAUGGAUGGCAAUUAUGUCUGAACGACUUGCAGCUGUACUUGCCAGAUGCGAAAAAAUUCAACGAGGGGCUGAGAACUUGUCGAACCUCCCAGAGCAUUUAGCGGAGCGGCUCAAAGUCUUGUACUCCAAGUGUGAGAGGUUGAAACAUGAAAAAGAACAACUCAGACCUUCAGAAGUGGUGAUUUUGGACGAGGAUCCUGAGGAUGAUCAAUGUGAUGAUUGUGAUGAUAACGACACUGCAAUUUCAGCUGGAGAAGGCCCCUUGACAUCUUUGACAUUUGAUGGCGAGAGGGAAGAUGUAGCUAUGACAGAUCCCUAUCUGGUUUGUGAGGCCGAGCAGGAUCUUGAGGCCCUUGGCUGGAAAUCUGUCGAGCCUUCGGGCACCGCGUUGGUGGAGUCCCAGCCAUCUCCCCAAGCUUCUCCAACUCAAGCCAGCGAUGUGACGGAUGCCGAUGAGACUAUUGACAUUCAGAAAGACCAGAGUGAGCCAAGCUCUGGCUGCGCAACUGAGACCGAAUGGACCGAAUGGAACGACUUGCCCAUUGGGACGGAAUUUAUGGCACAGGAGGUGCCCUAUGUGGUGGAGCGAAAAGUGGGCCAAAGCCAUGGGAGCGCCAUCUAUGCGAUACGUUCUGCCACCGGUGCUGGAUUUAUUGUGAAGAUGUCUGCCCAGAACGAGCUCGCUUGUGCCAGGCUCCUCACAAAGCAUGGUGAACUGCAACGGGUGAAGCUGGAGCACAUAACUCUGGACAUUUUCGAGGCAUCGGCCUUCAUUCAGACCUUGACCCAAGUGAUCUCUGACUUCGCUGCUUCGUCAGCUUCGUCUCCCUCUGCCUCAGCUCCCUCCGCUCCCGCCGCUCUGCCUGUUCCGCUUGAAGAUCCUUCAAAGCCACCCAUGCUGGUGCCGACCACAUCCACACCACAACCCGACCAGUCCAUUUUCAAAGUCCUGUUUUCCGCGAAGCAGACAGGGGCAGAGACAGCUGCAGCCAAAGCAGCUGGUGACCCUGUUGCUGUUGGGGCCAGUCAUAACAGUCUCCACGAAACAACACUGCCGCCAGUGCCGCCAGUGCCAGUGCCUGCAGAACCAGAUCCAGCUGCUCCAGCUCCAGCUGCUCCAGCGCUGCCAGAGACGGCUGCCGAAAUUUCCAAACACUCUGACUCUGCUGACUCUGCUGUCGCUGUCACUCUGGCACCGGCGUUUCCCAAGAUGCCUGCACUCGCUGCGAGUCACUCUAAAGCCAAGCCUCAGGAGCUGCCACAGUCACUGUCCACAAUGCUUGGAAACUAUGCAGAAGAGGAGGACAGUCCUGAAACAAAGCCGACGCCGGAAACCGACCAAGUCCAGGACCUUGCGGAGUUCCACCUGCCCAAAGCCCAAACUGCCUUCGGGGCCAAAAUCCGCGCAGCAGCUCGCAUGGCCAAAGCCGCGGUCCUCCCAGAGAAGGCGAAGGCACCCGAGGAAAGUGCGGAGCCGUUGGCCUCAGUGGAUCCGGUACCUGGCGAAGGGGUGGAAGGAGUGGAAGGAGUGGAAGGAGCAGUGCAAACCUGGGAUCCAGCCACUGGGCAGUUCAUCACAGAAGAGAUUCCUUCAGAGAUUGCCGAGGAGUUCAAGCGCAAACCUGACUUGAACUUGGAGGACUACCAACAGCGUGUGUUGUUGGCCCAGUUGCACGACAAGAAACGACGACUGCAGCAACAGCAAGAAGAGCGGGAACGUCAGCGUCGAAAACUGGAAAGAGAGGAAGCUGAACGACAAAAAGAACUGGAGCAGCAGCGCUCAAUCUCUGCGGUGUUGGAAUCGUAUGCUCAGGAGAUGGGUGAAGCUCCCAGAGCUCGCGAAGCUCUAAGCGAGCGCGAGCCCGUGGAAGUUGGGGCCGUGAGUGCAACGAACGCCAACGCCACGAACCUCCAAGCUGUGCAAGCGCAGUUCUUGUUGCAAGCCCAACAGCUCCAACAGCUCCAACAGUUCCAACAGUUCCAACAGCUCCAACAGUUGGCAGCCCAACAUGCCAUAGCCAGGCCUGCUCCGGCUCCACUACUGGGCGUUGUACCUGACCCUGCAGCGGCGCAUUUGGGGCUGGCAUCACAGAUCUAUGCCUGGAUGGCUCAAGCAGGUGGAAUGUUUGCGCCUUCGGAGCCGUCAGCACCUUGCUAAUUGUCGUGCCAGAGUGCACCUGUAUUCUGACCUGAACAUUGGCUGAUCCCUGCUGUGUGCAGGGUGGAUUCAGUAUUUCUGGAGAAGGUUGAUCCCUUGAUGCUUCGAUUUGAUUCGAUGAUAUUCAGAUGAACUGCUGCCAACAGCUGCUGUCCUGCACUGUGGUUCUCACGGUCAAGCUGUGGACGUGGAGCAUCGAGUCAACUUCGGAGAUUGUGACAUGUGAAAGCGAAACCGCAGCAACGGCUCUCUCCCAGCUAUGCUUGACCUGCUUACAGGUAUUGUAGCAAAGGCCUUUUGUCUUUCUCAGUGCUUCAGACGAAGUUGCCGGAGAAUCAGGUGUUGCAGAUCGACAUUUUGGGCCCAUCUCACAUCUCCGUGGAUGCACUUCCGAAGACGCUGCGAGCAUCUGCGAGC